This is a messenger RNA of Leptidea sinapis, 1074 nucleotides long. It is a transcript of the gene RpL5, whose product is annotated as 60S ribosomal protein L5. The record is from RefSeq and is a predicted model, not a curated record. Gene Ontology annotation, molecular function: 5S rRNA binding; structural constituent of ribosome. NCBI's taxonomy places the organism in Eukaryota, Metazoa, Arthropoda, Insecta, Lepidoptera, Pieridae. Gene Ontology annotation, biological process: ribosomal large subunit assembly; translation. The coding region runs from base 140 to 1039 and encodes 299 amino acids. The transcript is spliced from 7 exons. Gene Ontology annotation, cellular component: cytosolic large ribosomal subunit; ribosome.
AAUAGAAUGACAUAUGGUAAAUGGCAAAUUUGACAACCUGAUUCGGCGUCAAUAGCAGUCGUAAAUUCACAGAUCUUUUAAUUUUUUGUUUCAGCCGGGAACGUGUCGUUAGUGUUGUAUUGCUAUAAAAUUUAGUGAAAUGGCUUUCGUGAAAGUUGUGAAGAAUAAGCAAUACUUCAAGAGGUACCAAGUUAAGUUUAAGAGGCGUCGCGAAGGUAAAACCGACUACUAUGCACGCAAACGAUUAACUGUCCAGGAUAAGAACAAAUACAACACACCCAAGUACCGUCUGAUUGUUCGUCUCUCAAAUAAGGAUGUUACAUGCCAAGUGGCAUACUCACGUAUUGAAGGAGACCAUAUGGUCUGUGCAGCUUAUUCCCAUGAGUUACCGAAUUAUGGUAUCAAGGUUGGUUUGACCAAUUAUGCUGCUGCUUAUUGCACAGGUCUUCUAUUAGCCAGACGUCUACUCCAAAAACUGGGAUUAGAUACACUUUACACUGGUACCACUGAUGUUACUGGUGAUGAGUACAAUGUAGAGCCAGUUGACAAUGGACCAGGUGCCUUCAGAUGUUACUUGGAUGUAGGUUUGGCAAGAACAACUACUGGCGCCCGUGUAUUUGGAGCCAUGAAGGGAGCAGUUGAUGGUGGUCUUAAUGUUCCCCACUCACUCAAACGAUUCCCAGGAUAUGAUGCAGAAGCAAAGAAAUUCAAUGCUGAAGUCCACAGAGCUCACAUAUUCGGAUUACAUGUUGCUGAAUACAUGCGUAACUUAGAACAAGAAGAUGAUGAUACCUUCAAGAGACAAUUUGGCAAAUAUAUCAAAGUUGGUGUCACUGCUGACUCAGUUGAAAGUCUUUACAAGAAAGCUCAUGAAGCCAUCAGAGCGGAUCCAGCACACAAAAAGAAGGAGGCCAAGAAGGAUCCCGCCAAACAGAAACGCUGGAACAAACGUAAACUUACCCUGGCAGAAACAAAGAACAGAAUCAAACAGAAGAAGGCAUCCUUCAUUAAAAGACUGCAAGCUCAAGCAGAAGCUUAGUGGCUUACUUUACAUCAAUAAAGCCAUUAAAACAG